ACAGAGAAAAUUAAAUUACAUGAAAAAGACUGAUGGGCAAUAAUGAAAUGAAAACCUCAGCAGGCAAAGUGGGGAUUAGGGAGAGAUGAGGUGUCUCCAGGGCUCUGGAGUUUUUGCUGGGUUUGCAAGAAUUGCUGUAGCAGCUGAGGAAUUCAGAGUGCCCAGGAAGACAGCAAACUCAAAAACCUGCUAAGAGAGCAAGCAAGUCUCCCAGCUCCUUAUGCCCCAGGCUUCUCUGCAGGACCUGCAACAGAGCUUACAGUAGGAGCUUACGCUCUCCCCAAAAGGGUUACUUUGUGUGCUGCUGCAGAUGGAGGCGGCAGGGGGAUGCGUGACUGAAUCAGGGGGCGGAGGUGAGCUCAGCCCUGCUACCCCUGAACCUGCACAGCAAGAAACAGACCAAGAGCCAAGAGAGGCCUUAGCUGUCUCCAAGCCUGACACUGAGCUCAGUCCGCCUCUCAUCACUAUCAACAAAGAUGGUGAAGGAAAGGGCCACAGGCGUAGAGGUGCCUUUAAGAAGAGCACUGAGCCAAGAUCAGCUAUAACAGUGUCAUCUUCAACUGCUGCUGUUUCGCCAAAUGGGAAGAAAAAUGUAGUGCUAUCCAGUGAAGCUAAGAAAGAAUUGGCCAAGCAGGCCAAAGUCACCAAGGAGGAGAGAAGAGCUCAGUUAGACGACAGACACAAGUAUUUGAUAUUAAGAUUAGCAGAUGGGAUAGGCUUAAAUGAACAGGAAGUAGAGGACUUCGUUAUUUCUGAUGAAAAGUUUCAGCUUGUAGGAGAAUUCUUUGCAGAGAACAGACUUAAAAAGUUACUUUUCUUUUACCAAGAUGCAUGGCAGCAAAAGUCAAAUGUUCCUUUGAGGACAGAUGGGUCUUCCCCAAGUUCACUUUUGCAGAAGAAGUUAUUUAUUACCAUGGGUUCUACCGAGGGCUUAACAGGAACUUGUGCAUUUUUUCUAAGGACUACAGAUAAAGCAAUAACUACAGCAAAUAUCUCUCAGGAGGUGAAUUUUGGAAUGUUUGAUUGUACUAAUGGAAAUAUCCUUCAGGGCCUGGAAAUUUUCUUGGCCCAAGUCAUGGUACCAGCACUUAAAUCUCAGCAGCACUGGGGAGCUGUGAAAGAAGGCUUGAAGAACAGCCAGAUACAAGACUUUCUGUAUUCUGUGGAUAAAUUUGUGGGUACCUUGUCAUCAGCAAGACAGAAUUUAGAAGAUAAAAUUCAGCUGCAGAAGGUGGAUAUUGAGAGUUACCUCAACAACUUGCAUAACCCUUCUGACUACAUAACAGCAGGCAGUAACAUCGAGGUCAUUGAGAAACUUGAGGGAGUGCUAAUAAUUUGGAUCAAACAGAUUGGACAAAUAUUGGUGGAAAGUGAACAAAUGAGAAAAGAAGCUGAUGACAUUGGCCCAGCUGCUGAACUGGAACACUGGAAAUCGAGGAUGGCAUCAUUUAACAGCCUUUUAGAUGAGAUCAAGAGUCCAAGAGUAAAUAAAGUUCUAAGUAUUCUUCAGGCAGCAAAAUCAAGACUAUUAAAGCAGUGGAAAGAACUGGAUGGUAAUGUAACAAAUGCUGCCAAUGAAGCUAAAGACAAUGUAAAAUAUUUAUAUACACUGGAUAAGUUCUUUGGUCCACUUGGUAAAGCCUCACCUGCAGCAAUAGUGGAGCACAUUCCCAGCUUAAUGAACAGUAUUCGUAUGAUUUACAGUACAUCACCAUACUAUAAUACAUCAGAACAGAUGACUUCUCUUCUUCUCAAAAUCACUAACCAGAUGAUUCAUACAUGCAAGCUAUAUCUAAGUGAAGGUGUUUUGAAAAUCUGGGACCUGGACAGGCAAGAAUUAUUAAAGAGGGUACAAGAAUGCAUUUAUCUCAAUGAACAAUAUCAAACAUACUUUCAGAGAGUAAGGGAGAAGCUAAAGGAAAAUCCAAGUGAUCGGCAGUUCGAUUUCAGUGAAAACUAUAUAUUUGGAAAAUUUGAUGCAUUCUGUAAGCGCUUGGAAAAGAUUUCAGAUAUAAGCAAUAUCAUGGAAGGCCUUUUAGAGCUACAGAAUAUAAAAAUAGAAGGUAUUGAAAAGUUCAAUGCUCGUUACCAAAUGAUUGCUACAAACACCAAAUCAAAAACCUAUGAUGUUCUGGAUCACAGGAAACAGGAGUUUGAGGAAGAUUACCUUGAAUUUAAGAAUCAAAUUGAAGGUCUGCACCAGUCAAUGCAAGACUUAGUGGAUUCUUGGUUUGAGAAAUCUUUAACUACUGAACAGAUGUUGGGACUUCUGAUGAAGUUUGAACACAUUGGUAAAGACCAUAUUGAUCUUACUGAAAAAUAUAUAAUCGUCCUUCAGCGAUACAGCCGAGAAUUAGAUCUGGUUCGAAAACUCUACCAGAAGCAAAAAGAAAAUCCGCCUAUGCCUCGUAAUGUACCUCCUGUAACUGGGAAGAUUAUGUGGGCUCGGCAGUUGUUCAGAAAAAUAGACCAUCCAAUGAAAUUUUUUAAAAAGAAGACUGCACUUUUGAAGACUCCGGAAAUGAAGAAGGUAAUUUGGAGCUACAACAAAAUGGCUGCUGUUCUUUUAGAAUUCGAACUUCUUUAUCACAGAGCCUGGUGCAGGUUUGCUGAGCAAGCUAAGAAUGGACUGCGUGCUUCAUUGCUUGUCAGACAUCCAGAAACCAAGGAAUUAUUUGUGAAUUUGGAUCCCAUGGUCCUCAAAGUACUGUGUGAAACAAAAUACCUGAAAAAAAUGAAUUUUGAAGUUCCAGAUGUUGCCCUUGGUAUGUGUGCAGAAGAAGAACAGAUUAAAGAACAGCAAAUGAAACUUCAGGAUCUUUUGACUGAUUACAAGAAGUUUGUAAAUGGAAUUCCUGCUAUUCUGGAACCACUGAUGAAACCAUUUAUGGAGCAAAUUGAGGAAUCCCUCACUCCAGGCCUGACACAGUUAUCAUGGACUUCUCCAAACAUUGACACAUUCCUCAAGAAAGUUUAUAAUUCCCUAGAAGAAGUGGGGUAUAUAGUCAAAGAAGCUUCUGACACUCUGGAAUGCAGAAUUGAAAGAAUUCUGCAGGAUAUGUCAGACACUCCUCUUGUAACUCUACCCGAAGAUGAUCCCAUUGAGGUACUGGCUUUCCUGGAAAGGACAGAAAAACUUACUGCUACAGCUGCUGAAACUCUGUCUCAACAAAGCCAGCAAGUGGAACGUUCCAUGUAUGAAUUGAUAGACAUUCUGAAGCACAGAUUGAAACCGGAAGACAAAACCAAUCUGCAGGAUUCAUUUGCCUGUGGACAUCUUGAUAUGAAACAGAAAACACGCUGCCAGGAAUGUCUGUCCUGUAGUUACUAUAACCUGAUGGGGCAGCUUUGUCAGAAAAAUACGGACUCUCUAGUCAAAUGCACCAGGAUUUCUUUAGAUGCUUUAAGGCGUCGCUUACAUGUUCUCAACUCUAAAUAUCAGAUGACCAAGUUCAUAAAAGAUCAAAGAGUUCCGUUAUUCAAAGCUGAAAUUCAAUUGGCCAUUCCAAAUGUUGUCUUGAGGCCAAGUCUUGAUGAUAUUCAGAAUGUGGUAAACAAAGCAGUAAAUAUCAUAUUAUCGAUGGCCAGAGAUAUCCCACUGUGGAAGUUUGCUCAUUUACAUCAUAGACAGCAGCAGAUGGAACAGACUGCUGCCAUUGAGCUGGGUGAUGAGAGCAAACUCACCAAGAUCGUAGCAUUGAGACCUUUGGACAAACAGAUCAGUGAACACAAGGAUGUGAACAAAGCUAUGAUCCAGCUUACCACAAUAAUUUUAUCUCUUAAAACUGAGGCACUGGAUAUUUUGAAGAGCUUUGCUAAAUUCUCCAGCAUCUGGAAUCAGGAUCCAGAGGAAAAAGUAAAAGAAUUUCUAGAGACUAACCCAGUGAUGUCUGAAUUCCGAACACAGAUUAAUUACUUUUCUCAAUUAGAAAUCCAAAUUAGAGAACUGCCAAGUCAUUGCAUAUUGGAAUCAGUGGAUUUUGCAACUGAGUCUUUGAAAAUGGCCUUAAUUCAGGAAUGUCAUUUGAGGCAGAGAUCAUUUGGAUUAGCUUUAAAUAAAAAAGCUGCCAUGGACAUGGAUGCAAUUUACACAUUCAUUGACAACCUCAGCAAGCGAUUAAACAGGCCAAUCAAUGAUCUUGAUGAUGUGCGAGGAGCAAUGGAAGCAUUAAAGGAAAUACGAGAGGCUGAGAUUAAAAUUGACAUGACAAUUGGACCUAUAGAGGAAUCUUAUGCUCUGCUACAUAAGUAUGAUCUACUGUUCAAAGAUGGAAAUGCAGAAAGAGUUGAUGGGUUGGCAUAUGCUUGGAAGAAUCUAAACACACAGGUAUUGAAGAUUCAGGACUUGCUGCUUGAAGUGCAACCAUCCAUGAAAACAGAUUUACUGAAUGGUGUUAAAAAGUUCCAGAUUGAUGCUGUGGAAUUUUACACAGACUAUAAUGAAAAAGGCCCUGGUGCGGAAGACAUUCCUCCCUGGGAAGCAAGUGAUAGAUUACAAAUCUUCCAAGCCAAGUUUGAUGAACUGUGGAGGAAGUAUAUCACUUUUUCUGGUGGGGAAGAAUUAUUUGGUCUUUCUGUCACAGAAUAUCCAGAACUACAAAAAAUAAAACGGGAGCUUACACUGCUUCAGAAACUUUAUGGUCUUUACAAUUCGGUGAAUGCUAAUAUCAGUGGAUACUAUGAAAUAUUUUGGAGUGACUUGGACAUUGAAAAAAUUAACAGUGAACUUCUGGAUUUUCAAAACAGAAUUCGUAAAUUGCCUAAGGCCCUGAAGGAAUGGCAAGCUUUUCACGACCUAAAAAAGAAGAUUGAUGAUUUUGCUGAGAGUUGUCCUUUGCUUGAAAUGAUGGCAAACAAAGCAAUGAUGCCAAGACACUGGGAAAGAAUUGCACAAGUAACUGGCCAUAAAUUUGAUGUUGUCUCUGAAAGUUUCUCUCUGAAGAACAUAAUGGAUGCCUCAUUGUUAAAAUACAAGGAAGAUAUUGAGGAUAUCUGCAUCAGUGCUGUUAAAGAAAAGGAUAUUGAAGCAAAAUUGAAACAUGUCAUCAAUGAGUGGAGUACUCAUGUCUUUACAUUUGGCCAGUUCAAAACCAGAGGAGAAUUGCUUCUGAAAGGCUCAGAUACUUCCGAGAAGAUAGCUCUGAUGGAGGAUAGUCUCAUGAUUUUGGGAUCCCUCAUGAGCAACAGGUACAAUGCACCAUUCAAGCCCACGAUCCAACAGUGGGUCCAGAAAUUGGCCAAUACCACAGAAAUAAUUGAAAAUUGGAUUACUGUACAAAACCUCUGGAUUUAUCUUGAAGCUGUUUUUGUUGGUGGAGACAUUGCAAAACAGCUGCCUCAGGAAGCCAAAAGGUUUCAGAACAUUGAUAAAUCUUGGCAGAAGAUUAUGCAGAGAGCUCAUGAGACAUCAAACAUAGUACAGUGCUGUGUUGGAGAUGAGACGUUGGCACAGCUACUACCACAUUUGCUGGAACAACUGGAAAUAUGUCAGAAAUCAUUAACUGGGUAUUUGGAAAAGAAACGAUUAGUAUUUCCCAGAUUUUUCUUUGUAUCUGAUCCUGCACUUCUGGAAAUCCUUGGCCAGGCAUCAGAUUCACACACUAUUCAGGCACAUUUACUGAGUCUGUUUGACAAUGUUAACCGAGUGGGAUUUCACGAAAAGAACUAUGACCAGAUUUUAUUAUUUGAAUCUCAAGAAGGCGAACAAGUCAAUAUUAUUGAGCCUGUUCUAGCUCAGGGUAAUGUGGAAUUCUGGCUAGGACAGCUGCUGAAUGGGAUUAAGAAAACAAUCCAUUCCAUCAUUAGACAGGCAUCUAUAGCCAUUAGUGAUUCAGGAUUUAAGCUGUAUGACUUUCAGACAAUGUUUCCUGCACAAAUAGGUCUUCUGGGAAUUCAAAUGAUUUGGACCAGAGAUGCAGAGGAUGCGCUAAACAAUGCCAAAACAGACAAAAAGGUCAUGCACACAACAAAUCAGAAGUUUCUGGACCUUUUAAAUGAUUUGAUUGACAUGACAACACGUAAUCUGACAAGGAUGGAGCGCACAAAAUAUGAGACUUUAAUCACUAUUCAUGUACAUCAGAAGGAUAUCUUUGAUGAUUUGGUCCGUAUGAAUAUUAAAUCUCCCUCUGACUUUGAAUGGCAAAAACAAUCCAGAUUUUACUUUAUUGAAGAUGUGGACAAAUGCAUCAUUCAAAUCACUGAUGUGGAGUUCAACUACUGCAAUGAAUAUUUAGGCUGUACAGACAGACUCGUUAUAACUCCUUUAACUGACAGAUGUUACAUCACAUUGGCUCAGGCUUUGGGAAUGAGUAUGGGUGGUGCUCCAGCAGGACCCGCAGGUACUGGGAAAACAGAGACAACUAAAGACAUGGGCAAAUGUCUGGGAAAAUACGUCGUUGUCUUUAAUUGUUCAGACCAAAUGGACUACAGAGGCCUAGGUCGUAUUUAUAAAGGUUUAGCCCAGUCGGGUGCAUGGGGUUGCUUUGAUGAAUUUAAUCGCAUUGAACUUCCUGUUCUAUCAGUAGCUGCUCAGCAGAUCUAUAUUGUUCUUCAGUGUAAGAAAAAUAAGAAGCUCCAGUUCAUCUUUACUGAUGGUGAUGUUGUUGACAUGGACAGAGAAUUUGGCAUAUUUCUGACUAUGAAUCCUGGCUAUGCAGGGCGACAGGAACUUCCAGAAAAUCUAAAGAUUCAGUUCCGUACAGUAGCUAUGAUGGUGCCUGACCGUGGUAUCAUUAUGAGAGUCAAGCUGGCAAGUGCAGGUUUCCGAGACAAUCAAAUCCUUAGUCGAAAAUUUUACACACUCUACAAACUUUGCGAAGAACAGUUAUCUAAACAGGUUCACUAUGACUUCGGAUUAAGAAAUAUUUUAUCUGUCUUAAGAACUCUUGGAGCAGUAAAAAGAUCCAAUCCCAAUGAGCCAGAGAAAACAGUAGUGAUGAGAGUUCUACGGGAUAUGAACCUCUCCAAGCUGGUAGAUGAAGAUGAACCUUUAUUUAUGAGUCUGAUUAACGACCUGUUCCCUGGAAUUACUCUUGAUAAGGUUGGGUAUCCUGAACUAGAGUCGGCCAUUCGGAAAGAGACGGAGAAAGCUGGGCUUAUUCAUCAUCCUCCGUGGAUUCUUAAGCUAAUUCAACUGUAUGAAACUCAGCGAGUCCGACAUGGUAUGAUGACUCUGGGUCCGACUGGUGCAGGAAAGACAAAAUGCAUUAAUAUCUUGAUGAAAGCAAUGACAGACUGUGGCACUCCUCAUAAAGAGAUGAGGAUGAACCCAAAGGCAAUUACAGCUUCCCAGAUGUUUGGUACUCUCGAUGUUGCUACAAAUGAUUGGACAGAUGGCAUUUUCUCUACUUUAUGGAGAAAAACUUUAAAAGCAAAGAAGGGAGAACACAUAUGGAUAGUUUUGGAUGGUCCUGUGGAUGCGAUAUGGAUUGAAAAUCUGAACUCUGUUCUAGAUGAUAACAAGACCCUUACUUUGGCUAAUGGAGAUCGUAUUCCAAUGUCCCCAAACUGCAAGAUUGUUUUUGAGCCCCAUAACAUUGACAAUGCUUCCCCAGCAACAGUAUCUCGUAAUGGGAUGGUCUUCAUGAGUUCCUCAGUGUUAGAUUGGAGGCCCAUUUUAAAGGCUUGGCUGCAAACUUUGCCUGCUACUCAUUCUGAUGUCCUAUGGAACAGCUUUAACAGUGUAUUUCAGGAUUUGAUUGAUUUUGUUUUCACUGCUGUGACACCAAAAAUGCCAGUUUUAGAAUGCAUGUACAUCAAACAAGCUAUUGACCUCCUACAGGGUUUAUUGGCAGACAGAAAUGAGAAGCAGCCCAGCCAAGAGCAUCUAGCUCGCUUGUUUGUUUUUGCUAUAAUGUGGUCAGUAGGAGCUCUUCUGGAAUUGGAUGACAGAGUGAAAAUGGAACUGUUCUUACAGAAUCAUUCUGCAACACUGGAACUUCCAGCUGUGAAUGGAGAAGAAACCAUGUUUGAGUUUGGUAUUAGUGAUUGUGGUCAGUGGGAGCACUGGUCAAAGAGGGUACCUGAAUAUGUUUAUCCUAAAGAUUCAGUGCCAGAAUAUACUUCCAUCCUAGUUCCAAAUGUAGACAAUGUCCGAACAGAUUUUCUAAUGGACACUAUCAUGAAGCAGGGGAAAGCAGUUCUUCUUAUUGGAGAGCAGGGAACAGCAAAAACAGUUAUGGUUAAGGGUUAUACCAGCAAAUAUGAUCCUGAACUUCAUCUGACAAAGCGCUUAAACUUCUCUUCUGCCACUCUGCCAAAUAUGUUCCAAAGGAGUAUAGAAAGCUACAUAGAUAAAAGAAUGGGCACGACCUAUGGUCCUCCAGCUGGAAAGAAAAUGACCAUAUUUAUUGAUGACAUUAACAUGCCUGUGAUUAACGAAUGGGGUGAUCAGAUCACCAAUGAGAUUGUAAGGCAGCUGAUGGAGCAGAAAGGUUUCUACAAUUUGGAAAAGCCAGGAGAAUUCACUAAUGUGGUUGACAUCCAGUUUGUAGCUGCCAUGAUUCACCCUGGAGGAGGUCGGAAUGACAUUCCUCAGCGCCUCAAGCGUCAAUUUAGUGUUUAUAACUGCACCCUACCUUCCAAUUCGUCUAUUGACAAAAUAUUUAGAACAGUAGCUGAAGGCUAUUUCUGUGUGCAGAGAGGCUUCCCAGAAGAAAUAUGUAAACUGGCAUCAGCAUUAGUACCUACAACUCGAAAAGUCUGGCAAGCAACUAAAGUAAAGAUGUUACCAACUCCAGCUAAAUUUCAUUACAUCUUUAAUUUACGAGAUCUCAGUCGUAUUUGGCAAGGAAUUCUUACAGUUUCUGCUGAAGUCUGCCAGAACACCAGUGUUUUGGCUGCUCUCUUCCAGCAUGAAUGCAGUCGUGUUAUUGCAGAUAGGUUCAUCAACCAAAAUGACAAAGGCUGGUUUGAAGAUAUGAUGAGAAAGAUUGCGUCUGAGGAUCAUUGUCAAGACUUACUAGGAAAUGACCACAAAGAAUUAUACUUUGUGGAUUUUUUGCGUGAUGCCCCAGAGGCCACUGGGGAUGAACCUGAUGAGGUAGAGCUAGAAGCUCCUAAAAUUUAUGAGUCUAUUCCUUCCUUUGAUAACUUGGCUGAAAGAUUACAGAUGUUCAUGCAGCAGUACAAUGAAACCAUCAGAGGAACACAUAUGGACUUAGUAUUUUUCAAGGAUGCAAUGAUCCAUUUGGUUAAAAUAUCCCGAAUUAUCCGUACUCCGCAGGGAAACGCCUUGUUGGUUGGAGUGGGUGGAUCUGGAAAACAGAGCUUGACCAGAUUAGCAUCAUAUAUUGCUGGAUAUCAGAGCUUUCAGAUUACUCUAACAAGAACAUAUGGCAUUAAUAACCUUAUGGAUGAUCUGAAAAUUCUGUACCGCACUGCUGGACAGAAAGGACAGGGUAUUACCUUUAUAUUCACAGACAAUGAAAUCAGAGAUGAGUCUUUUCUUGAGUACAUGAACAAUGUUUUGGCUUCGGGUGAGGUUUCCAAUCUUUUUGCACGUGAUGAAAUAGAUGAAAUAACACAAGACCUGAUAUCUGUGAUGAAGAAAGAGUACCCAAGACGUUCUCCCAGUAGUGAAAAUCUCUAUGACUAUUUUCUUACCCGAGUUCGCAACAAUUUGCACGUGGUUCUUUGUUUUUCUCCUGUUGGGGAAAAAUUCAGAACUCGUGCACUAAAGUUUCCAGGUUUAAUUUCAGGAUGUACUAUGGACUGGUUCCAGCGCUGGCCUAAAGAUGCUCUAGUAGCUGUUGCACAGCAUUUUUUAGCUUCCUACAAAAUUGAAUGCACAGAUGAAGUAAAACAAAGUGUUGUUAACACUAUGGGAACAUUUCAAGAUCUCGUAGCUGAAAAAUGCGUCGAGUACUUUGAACGAUACAGGCGUCAAACAUUUGUGACUCCAAAGUCUUAUCUGUCAUUCAUCAGCGGCUACAAAACCAUCUACAGAGAGAAAUUUGCUGGUGUGGGAAAUUUGUCUGACCGCAUGAAAACAGGUCUUGCAAAACUCAUGGAAGCUGAGAUUUCAGUAAACCAGCUCUCCAAAGAACUGGCAGUGAAAGAGAGAGACUUGGCUGUUGCUUCUAAAAGAGCUGAUGGCGUUUUACUGGACGUGACUAUGAAAGCCCAAGCUGCUGAAAAGGUGAAAAUGCAGGUCCAAAAGGUGAAAGACAAAGCCCAUGCCAUUGUGGAUGAAAUUGCCAUUGAUAAAGCAGCAGCUGAGGAGAAGCUUGAAGCUGCAAGACCAGCCCUGGAGGAAGCAGAGGCAGCACUGCAGACUAUUAAACCAGUUGACAUUGCUACUGUUCGCAAACUGGGUAAGCCUCCUCACUUGAUAAUGCGGAUCAUGGAUUGUGUGCUACUUCUGUUCCAAAGAAAAAUUGAUUCUGUGACAGCUGACCCAGAACGAACAUGUGUGAAGCCAUCAUGGACUGAAGCUCUGAAGCUAAUGAAUAAUUCAGGAUUUCUCAGCAUGCUGCUUACGUUCCAGAAGGAUUCAAUUACAGGAGAGAUUGUGGAACUGCUACAGCCUUAUUUAGACAUGGAAGAUUAUAAUCUGGAGACUGCUAAAAAAGUUUGUGGGAAUGUAGCAGGUCUAUGUUCAUGGACACAAGCAAUGGCAUACUUCUACAGUAUUAAUAAAGAAGUCCUUCCCCUUAAGGCAAAUCUAGCGCUGCAGGAAGCAAGGCUAGCAGUUGCCCAAACAGAAUUAAAUAAUGCACAGAACCAGCUUGAUGAGAAACAGAGGGAAUUGGACCAAGUACAAGCCAUGUAUAAUGCUGCCAUGCAAGAGAAACAGACUUUACUGGAUGAUGCUGAGGCAUGCAGACGGAAGAUGAAUAAUGCCACAGACCUAAUUGAAGGAUUAGGUGGAGAAAAGAUUCGUUGGACAGAAAGCAGCAAAAAUUUUCAAAAUCAAAUUAUUCGAUUAGUGGGAAAUGUUCUUCUAGCCACUGGAUUUCUCUCUUACUCUGGCCCAUUCAAUCAGGAGUAUAGGAACUUGCUGCUCCGGCUGUGGAAGACAGAAAUGGACCGAAACAGGAUUCCAUAUAGUGAUGAUCUUAACCUCAUCAGUAUGCUUGUUGACAAUGCUACAAUUGGAGAAUGGAGCCUCCAGGGUCUUCCAAAUGAUGACCUUUCAAUUCAGAAUGGCAUCAUUGUCACAAAGGCAUCUCGAUAUCCUUUGCUGAUUGACCCACAAGGUCAAGGAAAGAGCUGGAUUAAGAAUAAGGAAAAAAAUAAUGAACUCCAGGUUACAUCGCUGAACCACAAAUACUUCAGGAGUCACCUAGAAGACUGCCUUUCCCUAGGAAGACCUUUGUUAAUAGAAGAUGUUGGAGAAGAACUCGAUCCUGCUCUGGAUAACAUUUUGGAAAAAAAUUUCAUAAAAUCUGGCUCAACUCAUAAAGUAAAAGUAGGUGACAAGGAGGUAGAUGUAAUGAAGGGAUUUACCCUUUAUAUAACAACUAAAUUGGCUAAUCCUGCCUACACUCCAGAAAUCAGUGCAAAAACGGCUGUGAUUGAUUUUACUGUUACCAUGAAAGGCUUGGAAGAUCAGCUCCUUGGCCGUGUCAUUCUCACUGAAAAACAGGAACUGGAGGCAGAAAGAGUCAAGCUGAUGGAAGAAGUGACAUCUAACAAGAGGAAAAUGCAGGAUCUUGAAGACAGUCUUCUCUUCCGUCUAACCAGCACAGAAGGAUCUCUGGUUGAAGAUGAGUCUCUGAUAGAAGUCCUAAGAAUCACUAAGACAACUGCAGAAGAGGUGAGUGAAAAAUUAAAUGUUGCAGCAGAGACAGAGGUGAAAAUCAACACUGCACGUGAAGAAUAUCGUCCAGUUGCUUGCCGUGGCAGCAUCCUUUAUUUCCUAAUUGUGGAAAUGAGCUUGGUAAAUGUAAUGUACCAGACAUCCUUACGGCAAUUCCUUGGCAUUUUUGAUCUAUCGGUGGAAAGAUCAGUGAAAUCUCAGAUCACAGCCAAACGAGUAGCCAACAUAAUUGAGCAUCUCACCUAUGAAGUAUACAAGUACACUGUGCGAGGGCUGUAUGAAAAUCACAAGUUCCUCUUCACAUUGCUCAUGGCACUGAAGAUUGAUUUGCAGGCCAAGAAAAUUUCUCACAAUGAGUUUCAGACACUCAUCAAAGGAGGUGCAAGUUUGGAUCUGAACUCUGUACAAUCAAAGCCAAAGAAGUGGAUCCUUGACAUGACAUGGCUCAAUCUUGUACAGUUAUCUAAUCUGUACCCUUUUAACCAGCUUCUGGGGCAAGUUACAAGGAAUGAAAAGGCCUGGAAAGCCUGGUUUGAUAAAGAAGCACCUGAAGAGGCUCCUCUUCCUGAUGGAUGUGACAGUUUAUUGGAUACAUUCCGUAAACUGCUCCUUAUCCGCAGCUGGUGCCCUGAUCAUACCAUUGCUCAGGCACGGCACUACAUUGCAGAAUCUCUUAGUGUGAAAUAUGCAGAAGGAUUUAUUCUUGAUAUGGAAGCAAUGUGGACUGAAAGUGACUGUCGAACACCCUUGACUUGCUUUUUAUCUAUGGGAUCUGAUCCCACUGAAAAUAUAGAGCGUCUUGCAAAAUCAAAGAAUACUCCUUGUCGUGCCAUUUCAAUGGGUCAGGGCCAGGAGAUCCAUGCAAGGCGCUUAUUAAAUCAGUGUAUGCAAGAUGGAGGAUGGCUCCUUCUGCAGAACUGCCACCUGGGCUUGGAUUUCCUUGAUGAAUUAUUGGACACCAUCAUAACAAUGGAAUCUAUGAACGAGGGUUUCAGGACAUGGAUUACUACAGAGGUCCAUCCAAAAUUUCCUAUUAAUCUUUUGCAGUCAUCUAUCAAAUUUACUAAUGAACCACCUCAAGGUGUAAAGGCUGGUUUAAAGCGGACAUACUCUGCUAUUACUCAGGAACAGCUGGAAGUGAGCAAUAUGCCACAGUGGAAACCAUUGUUAUAUGCUGUGGCAUUUCUACAUACAACUGUUCAGGAAAGACGAAAGUUUGGUCCGUUGGGCUGGAACAUCCCUUAUGAAUUUAACCAAGCAGACUUUGCAGCCAGUGUGCAGUUUAUUCAGAAUCAUUUGGAUGAGGUUGACAUUAAGCGUGGGGUGAACUGGAGCUGUGUUCGCUAUAUGCUUGGAGAAGUACAGUAUGGUGGCCGUGUAACAGACGACCUUGACAAAAUGUUGCUAAAUACAUUUGCCAGAGUGUGGUUUGGAGAGAGUAUGUUUACUGACAAAUUUUGCUUCUACAAAGGUUACAUUAUUCCAAAAGGCAAGACAGUUGAAGACUAUCUCCAGCACAUAGAGCAGCUGCCAAUUGUUGAUACACCUGAGGUAUUUGGACUUCACCCUAAUGCAGACAUAACUUAUCAGACUAAUAUGGCUAAUGAGACAUUAAGCACAAUAGUUAGCAUUCAGCCUAAAGACAGCGGCAGUGGAGGAGGGGAAACCAGAGAAGCAAUGGUACAGCGUCUUGCUGAUGAGAUGCUGGAGAAGUUGCCACCAGACUACAUCCCUCAUGAGGUGAAAGCCCAGCUUCAAAAGAUGGGAGCAAUUCAACCCUUAAAUAUAUUUCUACGUCAGGAAAUUGACCGUAUGCAGCGUGUUAUAUCAAGAGUUCGAACUACACUGACUGAUCUCAAACUGGCCAUAGAUGGAACCAUUAUUAUGUCGGAAGACUUGCGAGAUGCUUUGGAUAACAUGUAUGAUGCUAGAAUUCCAAAGCUUUGGUUCAAGAUUUCCUGGGAAUCUGCUACUUUAGGGUUUUGGUUUACUGAGCUGCUUGAAAGAAACCAACAAUUUAGCAGCUGGCUGCUGGAUGGCCGACCAAAUCAAUUCUGGAUGACAGGAUUCUUUAAUCCGCAGGGAUUCCUAACUGCCAUGCGGCAGGAAACGACACGCAUGAAUUUAGCAAAAGGCUGGGCGCUCGACAGUGUUAUUUUACACAAUGAUGUAACCAGGAUGAUGAAAGAAGAUAUUAGCAGCCCUCCUCCUGCUGACAUUGGUGGGGUUUACAUAUAUGGCCUUUUCCUGGACGGAGCAGGUUGGGACCGUAGGAACACCAAGCUAACGGAGUCUGCACCAAAGGUGCUGUUCACAAGUCUUCCUGUAGUCCAUGUGUACGCUAUCAGCACCACAGCACCACCAGAUCCAAAGAAACAGCCUGGGAGCUUGUACUCCUGUCCUGUGUACAAAAAACCUCGACGAACGGAUCUGACCUAUAUUUUCUCUUUAUAUUUGAAAACUGUGCAAAAUCCUGACCACUGGACUCUAAGGGGUGUUGCGUUACUCUGUGAUUCCAAAUAGCACUAUGGUAAUAAGAUCCAGUUGGAAUACUGGGCAAAGGGCAUUCAGGCUUUAGUUUUAUUACAAAGCAGUGGUAUAUUUCUAUUCAUAGAUAUAUGGGCAUUAGCAAAUCAUAUCUGUAGAGACAGCUGUAUCUGCAUGGUGAUUUGUAUGAUCUUUUCACAGCAGGAAUCAUUAAACAUGUUUAACUUGGGAACUUCAACCAGGGAACAUUCAAAUCUGUGACAUGGAAAACAAUUAUAGGUAUAAAGUCUAGUUGCACUGAAUCUAUCCCCAUUUGCUGCAUAAAUUAGCUCAUUCUACUAAAUACUCUAUUCCACAUUCAAAAUAUAUCCCCAUUAAAAAUGCCUCUUGCUUGAAACUACUGUUCUAACUAGAUUUUACAGUGAUUCUUUAUUGAUCUUAUCUCCUCUUUAUAAUACUGUUAUGCUGAUAGGUAUUGGUAAUUGCAAAGAACACAAGCCUCUGGAAUUGGGUACAAAUACAUCCUUCAAUUAACGUAAGUGUCAGGACAAGUUAAUCACAAGCCCCCCUCCCCACCUAAGACAAAAGGGGAUGUGAAGCCGCCCAGGAGUUAAAGACCAUGUGGGCAAAGGGAUUUUCAGUGUGUGUGCACGCAGAACAAGCAAGCCUCAGAGGUCGGAAGAAAGCCAAGCAGUUGCUUGUAAGCACAGAGUGAGCCGGGAGAAACCUAGAGGAAGAUUCUGGGUUUGGUGCUGGCUAAAGAGGCUGUAAUCAAAGACAUGAUCCUGUUUUUUUUUAAUUCCUCCUGCAUGCCUUGUAAAUAAACAAGCCUGCAUCAAAGAAAAUAUCAGCUCCCUCAUUAAUUUCUGCGCCCAAGUAGAACAGCCCCAGGGGCCUGAACUUUGACUGGCCUCUGGAGCCAAAAAGGAGCAAGGGUACAGAUUUGUAAUUAUGCAGCCAUGUUUCAGUUCCAAGUACAUCAGCUGCAGCAUUACUGAAGAAAGAUGGUGCUAUAUCCAAAUGGUUCUCUGGCUAUAAGCACUGCUUUAAAUGACUCAGAUUGCUUAGACGGAAGUGUAGACUGCCUCCAGGGAUAGACACUUGGCUAAGUUGGCAGCUAAUGUUUUGGAGGAAUGUGAAAAGAUUUGGUGUAACUUUUAGAAACCUUUGAUUAAUUCUUAGUGACUGGAAACUGAGGUGCAAGGUGUCACUCUCCUUUCCCUUCUCUGCCCCACCCACUUCCUUUCUUUUUCUUUGUGGUUUUUUUACUGUUCUCCCCUUAUUUUUAUAAUACUAAAAUAAAAGAAAAAGUUGAUGAUG
This is a messenger RNA of Malaclemys terrapin pileata, 15568 nucleotides long. Its product is annotated as dynein axonemal heavy chain 5-like. Gene Ontology annotation, cellular component: dynein complex. The transcript has 77 exons. Gene Ontology annotation, biological process: microtubule-based movement. Lineage: Eukaryota; Metazoa; Chordata; Testudines; Emydidae. The record is from RefSeq and is a predicted model, not a curated record. Gene Ontology annotation, molecular function: dynein intermediate chain binding; ATP binding; dynein light intermediate chain binding. Bases 311 to 14284 code for a protein of 4657 amino acids.